Messenger RNA from Lacerta agilis (Sand lizard), 7924 nucleotides. It is a transcript of the gene MIA2, whose product is annotated as MIA SH3 domain ER export factor 2. The coding region runs from base 104 to 7591 and encodes 2495 amino acids. NCBI's taxonomy places the organism in Eukaryota, Metazoa, Chordata, Lepidosauria, Squamata, Lacertidae. Gene Ontology annotation, molecular function: protein binding. Gene Ontology annotation, cellular component: endoplasmic reticulum exit site; endoplasmic reticulum membrane. The record is from RefSeq and is a predicted model, not a curated record. The transcript has 29 exons. Gene Ontology annotation, biological process: vesicle cargo loading; protein secretion; endoplasmic reticulum to Golgi vesicle-mediated transport.
UAACUAAAUGGAGGGGGGUGAAUGAUGUUUCAGACUUCUAUUGCCAAGGCACAAUCUGUUUUUCUUUUUUCUGUCGGGGAUCAGCUUUUUUUAACCAUUUAGGAUGCUGCCGAUUUGGGACAUCAGAAUUUUAUUUUUGAUCUUUUCAUUGCUAACUAUCACCAAGAGCACAAAGUUGUUGUCAGGCCACAAAAAGUGUGGCAAUCCAGAAUGCGAAACUUCAAUGAGCAGAGUGCUAGCCAUUAAAGACUACGUAGGACCUGACUGCCGCUAUUUGAACUUCAAAAUUGGGGAAGAGAUAAUGGUAUACUCCAAACUCUCCAGGGAAAGGGAGGAUUUGUGGGCAGGAAGUAAAGGUGCAGAUUUUGGAUAUUUCCCAGUGCAUGCAGUCCGGAUUGAAGAAACUUUUAUUACAAAAGAAGUAGAACUGCCAACUAAGGAAACUGAUUUCCUUUGUCUUGAUGAAGGGGAAUACGUUUUUGAAAAUGAAGACAGCAUACUUAAUCAUUAUGACAAAGAAAAUGAAUAUAUACCUCCAUAUUCAGAUGAAAAAGACACCACAUUUGAAAUGCCUGAAGAUGAAGGCUUGAAACUUGGAGGUAUUUCUUACCCAAAUGAAUAUAAAGAACAAUUUCCUGACAGUCAUGAAUCUGACAGUAAAUACAAAGACCUGCAUAUGCUGGAAACUACAAGCCAUGGUGAUAUAGAACUCAGAGACAGGGAGACGAGACAAGAUGAGACUACUCCGGAAGAAGACCAGAUUAGUCAGACUCCGCAAGCUGUCCCAACUCAGUCAGCCUGGACUGUGUCUGGUUUUGUUGGCUGGCUUGGCUUGGGAAGUAAUGAAAAUGAGGAGGCGGUCAGAAAAAUAUCACAGAAAACAGAAGAAGUUACAUUCAGGCGCAGGAAAAUAGCAAUAACUGAUGAUAGUGGCUUAAAAAAAUUAAAUGAAGAGGGUGAAACAGCACCACAGGGCUCCAGCUGGUUUAAAAGUACUUUCACAGAUUUGAUGCAUCUUGGAAGUGACAAAUCAGAACUUGAUAUGCUGUACAAAGGAAAUGAUCCAGAAAUCCACGACAGCUCCACCAUUGCUGGCAAUGCCGGCCACCAUGGCAGUUCUACCGCAUCAGAAGGAAUAAAAGAACGUAGCAAUUCCGAACAAUCUGACUCAAGCUGGUUUGAUCUGGAAUUCAGUGAUAUUUUGCCUUUUCGUUAUGCUAAAGAAAAUGCAGACAAAGAAAAGCUUGCAGGUGGAGGAGAAGCAGAUCAAGUUGAAGAGCAGCGUCCAAGUGAACAAUCAAGCUUAUUGGACGAUGGCUUGAGAAAGCAAACAGGCAGACUGAUGCCCUAUGAAGAACGAGACAAAGUAAAAAUUGUUCAAGAAACCCCAAAGCAAACAGCUGAACCAACUCUUUACGAAGAACAAGUGAAAGAAAAAUAUGACCAAGAAGCCCCAGGCAUACAUGUUAGAAAAACAGAUUCUGAAGUGCAGUUAGCAGAUGAGCAUGCAGACGUAAAGGAGGCAGCAAGUCCAUCACCUUUGCUUGGUGAUAAACAACUUAAGUCUCCCUAUGCAGAACAGGAUUCAAUACCAGACAACCAAGUUAUGGAAAACAAUAAAAUUAAAGCUGUAACAAAGGAGUCAGAAAGGACAAAUGACCAGUCAGGUUGGUAUGAAAGUAUGUAUAACAGUUUGAUUGAUUAUAAUAGGGUUACAUCAGACAAUCAACCAGGGCAUGAGUAUGUAACUGUUGAGAGUCCACAGGAAUCAGUUGUAGAUCAGUUAUCAUAUAGUAAAGGUCAAGGUACUGCAAAGGAAGAAAAUCAUGAGGGUCCUAAAAACCAGAAAUCUUUCUUUUCUGUUAGUUAUUUUACAGGUGUACUGAAUGUUCAGAGUUUUAAAUCUGAAGGAACCAAUAAUGCUCAGCAUGCACACAAUAAUAUAAAGUCUAGUGAGGAAAGCAUCCAGUUUAAAAAGAGUGAGGAAGUAUUACAUGUAGGCAAAGAAGAAUUACUAGAAAAUCAGAAUAUUACUGAAAAGGUGCCAGAAAACAGAGAUGCUGAUACUACCCAGGGAAACGUUUUGCUGUCUUCUUUAGCAGUAAAAUGUAGUGAAGAAAGUAGAGGAAAAAGACAGGGUGAAGAACUAGCGAAAGAUAAUACACCACAUCCUUUGCCAGUAAAAUCUAUAGAGUUAGAACACCAGGUUUCCUAUGGUCAAUGUACAGAAAAAAAAUUGUAUGGAAGACCUGAGGACCAUAGUUUGGACACACAAGACCAUUCCAAAAUAGAAGAUAAAAACAAAGUUCGUAACUUAGAGGCCAAACAACAGUUUUCUUUAGAGCUACGAAAGCUACCUGAUUUGGCAGAGCAAAAGGAUUAUAUUAGUAAAGACACAUAUUCCUAUGAAAAAUCUAUCCUAGGAGAAGAUGAGCCACAUGAUGGGAAAGCAGUCAGACCAGAUAAUGUUGAACAAACACUAUUUUUCGAGGAGCCGAAUGAACAUUCAGACCGUUUUUCCAAAUCAAAGAACAUUCCAGGCAAAGAUAAGAUACCUCUUGAUGAAGAUAAGCCAGUUAUCCAAGGGAGCAGAGAAUUUAAUACAAAAUAUCAGAAUCCAUUUUUAACAGAACAUGAAGCACCAGAAUUAACAUACAGUGUUAGAAGACCACCACCACCACCACCACAACAACAACAACAGUAUAAGGCUAUUAACAAAGAUUCCAAAUCUAGCAAAUACAAUGUUAAUAAAAAUAAUUGUUUAGUCUCAAAAGUUUUGAAUGGGAGUAGUCGUACUCCUGUCAUAGGUUAUACAGAUGUUAUGAAAGGAAUACAAGUUUCACAUCCAGUGCCACAUUUAAAUUCAAAAAAACAUAUAAACAGCAAUAUAAGGGCAGAUAAUGUUAUAGAUUCUCAUGAUGAAAAGAAACUUCCUGAUGUUAAAAAUAUAGAGAGUGUCCCCUCCCAUGCCAUCCAAGGUUAUUUUCAUAUCGACCCCAGUGCUGAAGAUGAGAUGAACCAAAAUGUAGUUACUAAGGUAGGCAAGAAUUUGUUUUCUCAAGGAAGUGCAAAAGAACAAAUGCAUUUUUCACAGCAUAUCUCAGAACUUAGUGAAGGCAAACAAGGACACAAUGAGCAAAACACAUCAAGUAAUCAAGGACCAUCUCCACUGUCUGAGGAAGUAUUUCAAAGUGAAACGGAGAUUUCCGGGCAUAGCAGCCGCAUACUGAAUUAUGAUUCUGUCACCAACAGUGUGCAGAAGAAAGACUUUCAGGGCCCACAAGUGCAGAUAGGUGAAGGAGGUGUAGAAGAACAACAAAACUCAAAAGCAAUAGAGGAACAUUUUGAUAGUGCUCAAGUUAGUGAUGCUUCAUUAAUAGAUCAGCAAGAGCAAAGUGUUUUUCCUUAUCGUAGCUCCUCUGGCACUUUUUCCAAGAAAAGUGUUGACUCACCUCAAAUGUGUGCAAGUCUGACACAUCAGAAGGAUGAUAAAGAAGAGUUAAAAGGUGAACAAGUAUCAUCUUCCUACCUCAACUGUCAGAGUACCAAUAUUAUGAGCUUAGUACCUGACAAAAAGUGUGUAAGUCAGAAGGGACAAGAUAGAAAACAACAUUUAACUGCGGGUUUAGAAGUGAAGAAGCUUAGAAUCUCAGCUCAGCAUAAAAAAAUAGACAGCAUUCCAAAUACUGAAGAAACUAAACCUGAGUAUCAGAAACAAAUAGCAUACACAACUUCAAAUAUAACUGACAUAAAACCUGAAGACAGUUUAGUGACAACUAACUUUAAUAGUUUACCUCAGAAACAAUAUACCGUAGUUGGAACAAGUCCUGCCAGUGAAAAUCCAGUCCAGCGCUUAGAAGUGCAAAGUGAGGCAUCUGAUCUAGAUCAUAAUGUCAAUCCUAGCAAACAUUUAUCACAUUAUCUUCAGCCUGUGGAUGAUUAUACGGACCCUAUCCCUCCACAUGCUAAAGAUGGCACAGACACACAGCAUUUAGCUAAAGAACAUCAUGAUGAAACAUUUGCACAUGACUUAAUUUCUCCUUUUCCUAAAAAUCUAAACCAUGCAGAGAAAGUAGCUUAUUCUGGGCAUGCAAGAGAUAGUCAAGAAAAAGGCAAAACAGGUAAAGAUAGUGAGAAAAAACUAAGAUGCAAGAAUAUAGAUUGCACAAGAGACAAGACAGAGAAAGGAGGUGUCGGGAGUAACAUUUUUGGUAAAAUAUCACGGCUUCUUGGAGAGUCAUUUAAAAAUAAGUACGAUGAAGACUUUAAAAAAUAUGAAGGUAGUAGAAAUAUUAUUGGAACACAGAUUAAGACAAAGAGGCAGGAAGCUGAUGUAGUGAGAAGUAACUUUGAAAAAGACAAAGGUGAAGUUCAGAGCACAAAAGCUAUCAGGUAUUUAGGUAAUUUGAAAAUUAAGGAAGAGGGAUCUCAGGGCCCAGGGGAAAGGGACAGCAGCAUCCAGGAAAAAUCUGUUGCUGCAGACUCAAAAAAUUACAACCAAAAGUAUGACAGAUCUGCAAAUCAGGAGACAAUAGUUCAAAAUGGUCAAUUAACAUCCGAUACAGAGUUGGACCUGAAAGAAGCCACUUCCUUCAGUGGAUUACAGGAACUUUAUUUCAACUUUGUUGAGGAAUCUAAAAGGAUACUUCAAGCAAAUACGUGUGAAAAGCAUGAACUGCAGCUACUAGAGCAAGAGUUUGAAAAACUUACCCAUGAUAUCACCACUUUUCCAUGUGAAGAUAUUCGCAGGGAAAUGAAAGAAGUGACUACUUUGGUGGAACAUGAAAAUAAAUUAAAUAGUGGACAUGAAAAGUGUUUGAAGGAUAAAGUGAAUUUACUUCCAGAACUGCACAGUUUUGUGCUGGACAUCAGAAACAAAUGUGAAAUCCAAAAGGCAGAAUCAGGUAUGACCAAUAAUGGAAAAUUACCUGAUGAUGCUCCUAAAGAAAAACAUCACUUGAAUUUGGAUAAAGAACCUAACAGUGGCCAACAUACAGAAGCAAAUAAUGUGCCUCCAAUAAAUACAGAGAAGAAAAUACAUACUUCAGCCAAAAAUAGUCAACAUCAGCCAAAUUCAAAAAGGAAAUUAUCAGAGAACCAUCUAGUGACUCAUAACUAUACUAUCAGCAAUGAAAGAGAAUGGCUAUUUCAGAUAAUCCUGCAUUUGAAUGACUUCUGUGCCAUUGUAUCAUCUGUAUUUUCAGUGACGGCAUCUACUAGUAAAAAGGUUCUUGCAGCAUUGCCUGAAAAUAUGAAACCUGGUCCAGAUCUUUAUGGCUUUCCAUGGGAAAUGGUGAUUUGUGGUGCAGUUGUUGCCGUUUUUACUAUCUUACUUCUGAUGUGUAGGAGUUAUCAGUCAGUUAGAAGUAGACUUUAUGUAGGAAGAGAGAAACAGCUUGCCAGUAAAGUUGCUGAACUAGUUGAAGACAAAUGUAAAGUACUGGAAAAACUCAGUCUCUGCAAAAAAGAGUUUGAAGAGUUAGAAAACUCCCUAAAAGAUGCGAGCCUUCUGCAAGGGUCAGCCAGUACAUCAAGCAUGAAGGCAGCAUAUGAAGAACUGAGCAGCUCGAACUCUGUACUCAAGAGUGACAUAGAAUGUUUAGAAAAAGAACUUAAAGAAGAGAAGUCCAAACGAUCAGAGCAGGAUGCCUUGAUGAUUGAAAUACAGAGAAGAAUGGAAUCCUUAGAAAAUGAAGCAAAAUCUAUUCAAAUGCAAGUAGCUGAAGCCAAGUCCACAUUAAAAGUAUAUGAGAUCAACAGAGAGAGAUUGAAAACAUCUGUCCAAGAUGCAAUAGCUGAAAACAACCAACUUCAUGAAAGUGAAAAACAGCUCUUAAAAGAAGCUGAAGGACAGAGUGAACAAUUAAGUGAGUUAAAUGAACAAGCAAAAAUGUUUGAAACCUCAAAAGCAGGUAUGGAGGAGACUCUUAAAAACAAAGAAAGUCAAGUCAAGUCACUGACAGAGUGCUUGUUGAACAUGAAAGACUGGAGCUGUACAUUAGAUGAACAUGCUGCUGCUGAAGACAACCAUUGGGAUAAUGAUAUAAAGACUGAAUCAGAAAAUGGGGAGCACUUGGAUGAUCAGGAUAAACGAACUGUAAAGAAGUUGAUUUAUGCUGCGAAGCUAAAUGCUUGUCUAAAAUCUAUGGAAUCAGAAAUAAAUCAAAUCUGUUCAAAGCUAACAGAUGAAAACAAAGCAAAAGAGAAACUUGCAGAACACAUUGAAAAUCUACAAAAGGAACAUGUCACGUUGCAUUCUGAAAAUACACACUUUGAAAGCGAAGUUCAGAAGCUUCAGCAAAAGCUUAAAGUCAUGACUGAGCUGUAUCAAGAAAAUGAAAUGAACCUUCACAGGAAAUUAACUGUAGAAGAAAAAGAUCGUUUACAGAAAGAAGAAAAGCUUUCCAAAGUUGAUGAGACAAUCAGUCAUGCUGCUGAAGAAGUGAACCGUUAUCGACAACGAGCAGAAGAGCUAGAAGAAGAACUGAAAAAAACAGUUCACUCUUAUGAGAAUCUGGUUAAGUCCCACGAGCAGAAAGCUCAUGAUAACUGGCUGGCAGCACGGGCAGCUGAAAGGCACCUCAGUGAUAUAAGAGAAGAAAAUGCAUACAGUAGACAAAAAUUAACAGAAGCAGAAUUUAAAUUUGAUCGUUUGGAAAAGGAUCCUUAUGCUCUUGAUAUGCCAGUUAGGGCAUUUGGCAGAGAGCACUCCCCAUAUGGACCCUCACCAAUGGGCAGACCUUCAUCUGAAACAAGAGCUUUUCUUUCCCCUCCAACCUUAUUGGAGGGUCCCUUAAGAUUUUCACCUGUGCUUCCAGGUGGUGGAGGAGGAAGAGGAUCAAGAGGACCGGGGAAUGCUGGCAUGUAUGAAGUUAGUAAUGAAAGAGGAGAGUUGCAUUCUGACAGGUUAUCUGAUCCCCACAGACCACCUUCUGACACUGGAUCUUUGUCACCUCCAUGGGAUAGAGAUCACAGGAUAAUGCCCCCGCCUGCAGGUCAGCUGUAUAAUGAGCAAUCUCUUCCUCGAAGACCAGAAAGAUUUUAUUUUAGUCAUCCAAACUCAGGAAGACUUUCAGGACCAGCAGAACUAAGAAGUUAUAGCAUGCCUUCAUUUGAUAAAGCAGAUGGACAAGCAUCUGAGAAUAACUCAGGAACAGACUUAAGUGGGAAUGGAAUAAGAGAUCAUCCCAAUGACAAUAAUAUGCUCAAUGCCUCGGAUCAGUCUCAUGCACCUGACAAUGGAGGCUUUGGGCCUGGAAGUGUGCCGCCACCACUGCCCUUACUGCGAGCUCCUCUAAUGCCAAUGGACCCAAGGGGGCCUUUCAUGAGAAGAGGCCCUCCUUUUCCACCAGUGCCUUCUAGCGCAUAUGGACCUCGAGAAUAUUUCCCAAGGGAUUUUGCUGGUCUGCCACGUCCUCUUCUGCCAAUGAGAGGUCCCUUUCCUGUGAGGCCUUAUUCUCAAUACCCGCCUCCAAGGGCUGGCUUUUUCCCACCACUGCCACCUGAGAGCAGAAAUGAAAUGCCUGCUGAGUUAACACAUCCGUCAACUGCAUCUUCUGCGACUCCUCAAGAACCACAAGAAGAAACUUGACUCUGUUUUGAACUAGCUCUAUCCUUUCCCUCUCAACUCAAUAAUUUGCUGUUAAGUAGCUAUUGUUACUUAACUGACUGUAUUAUUGCUCAAAUUGAAGCUUAAUAGGAUAAUUCUCAGGAGAGUGCCCUGUAAAUAAUGGUCUAACUGUGAAUAAAUUGAUUUUCGUUGUACAGCAGUAACUAAAUUAUUUUUAAUUUGCAUAUCUAGAUGUAAAAAUUUGUACCAUGUAAGAACUCUCCCGUUGUUUUGGUCUCAUAGAAAAUGAUUGCAUGUGAAGAGAAUACUUGUAACAAAAGGCAAUGUGAAAAAAAUUAAACAAAUUUAAUAAUU